GGCCCCGGCGAGCGCCGGUGUGGACCUGAGUCUGCGGGCUGGGCGGACUCGCUGGAGCCGCGACGCUGCCGCCGGCCAGGCCGCUGCCCUUUCCCGCUCUGGAAAGGAAGAGAAAUGGAAGUGAAAAAGCUGGGCCUUUCCUGGCAGUUCUUGAUAGUUCUGGUUCUGAUCCUGCAAAUUCUGUCUGCGUUGGAUUUUGACCCAUACAGAGUCCUAGGGGUCAGCCGAACAGCCAGUCAGGCCGAUAUUAAAAAGGCUUAUAAGAAGCUCGCCCGGGAAUGGCAUCCUGACAAAAACAAAGAUCCCGGAGCGGAAGACAAGUUCAUUCAGAUCAGCAAGGCCUACGAGAUUCUUUCCAAUGAAGAGAAGAGAUCAAAUUAUGACCACUACGGAGAUGCCGGAGAGUCUCAGGGCCACCAGAAGCAGCAGCAGCGGGAGUACCGCUUCCGCCACUUCCACGAGAACUUUUAUUUUGACGAGUCGUUUUUCCACUUCCCCUUUAACUCCGAGCGACGAGACUCCAUUGAUGAAAAGUAUCUCCUGCACUUUUCGCAUUAUGUCAACGAAGUCGUUCCGGACAGCUUCAAGAAGCCCUACCUCAUCAAGAUCACCUCUGACUGGUGCUUCAGCUGCAUCCACAUUGAGCCGGUGUGGAAAGAAGCUGUCCAAGAACUGGAAGGAUUGGGUGUGGGGAUCGGCGUGGUCCAUGCUGGCUACGAGCGACGCCUGGCUCACCACCUGGGGGCGCACAGCACGCCCUCCAUCCUGGGGAUCAUCAACGGGAAGGUCUCCUUCUUCCACAAUGCUGUCGUCCGCGAGAACCUGCGGCAGUUUGUAGAGAGUCUCCUUCCAGGAAACUUGGUGGAGAAAGUUACAAAUAAAAAUUACGUCAGGUUCCUGUCUGGCUGGCAGCAAGAGAAUAAGCCCCAUGUCCUUCUGUUUGACCAGAUGCCUGCUGUCCCCCUGCUGUACAAGCUGACCGCUUUCGCACACAAAGAUUAUUUGUCAUUCGGAUACGUCCACGUCGGUCUACGGGGUGUGGAAGAGAUGACGAGACAGUUCAAUGUCAACGUCUACGCCCCCACGAUUCUGAUCUUCAAAGAACACGUAAACAAGCCUGCAGAUGCCAUCCAGGCCCGAGGUAUGAAGAAGCAGGUCAUCGAUGACUUCAUUGCCCAGAACAAGUAUCUCUUGGCAGCCAGGCUCACCAACCAGAAGCUGUUUCAUGAACUCUGCCCUGUCAAGCGCUCUCACCGGCAAAGGAAGUACUGUGUGAUUCUGCUGACUGCCGAGGCGACCAACUUCAAUAAGCCCUUUGAGGCCUUCCUGGCCUUUGCCCUGGCAAACACACAAGACACAGUGAGGUUCGUGCACGUGUACAGCAACCGGCAGCAGGAGUUCGCCAACACCUUACUACCGGGCGGUGACACGUUCCGAGGAAAAUCGGCGGUUUCCAUCUUAGAAAGGCGCAACACGGCAGGAAGAGUGGUUUAUAAAACACUGGGAGAGCCCUGGACGGGGAGUGAGAGCGAUAAAUUCAUCCUUCUGGGCUACCUGGACCAGCUCCGGAAAGACCCAGCUCUCCUGUCAUCAGAGGCAGUGCUCCCCGACCUGACGGAUGAGCUUGCCCCUAUGUUCCUCCUCCGGUGGCUCUAUUCUGCUUCUGACUAUAUCUCAGACUGCUGGGGUAGCAUAUUUCACAACGACUGGCGGGAGAUGAUGCCGCUUCUGUCACUGGUCUUCUCUGCUCUCUUCAUCCUCUUUGGCACCGUCAUUGUCCAGGCUUUCAGUGACUCGAACGACGAACGGGAGUCAACUCUUCCUGAGAAAGAAGAGGCCCAUGAGAAGGCAGGAAAGACUGAGCCGAGCUUCACCAAAGAAAGCAGCAGCAAGGUUCCUAAGAAAGGCUUCGUGGAGGUGACUGAACUCACAGACAUAACGUACACCAGUAACUUGGUGCGCCUGCGACCUGGGCACAUGAACGUGGUUCUCAUCCUGUCAAACUCCACCAAGACCAGCCUGCUACAGAAAUUCGCUUUGGAGGUGUACACCUUCACUGGGAGCAGCUGCCUGCAUUUCUCCUUCCUGAGUCUAGAUAAGCACCGUGAAUGGCUGGAAUACUUGCUGGAGUUUGCCCAGGACGCGGCCCCGAUCCCAAACCAGUACGACAAGCAUUUCAUGGAGCGCGACUACACGGGCUAUGUGCUGGCUCUGAACGGCCACAAGAAGUACUUCUGCCUCUUCAAGCCGCCGAAACCAGUGGAAGAGGAAGAAGCCCUGGGGUCGUGCGCUGACCUGGACUCGUCCCUGCGUCUGGGUGACCCUCGGGGGAAGCCUUCCUGCGGCCUGGGAGCCAAGCCCCUCAAAGGGAAACUGAGCAGGUUGUCCUUAUGGAUGGAGCGCCUCUUAGAAGGCUCUCUGCAGAGGUUUUACAUCCCCUCGUGGCCCGAGCUAGACUGAGGGGGUUCCAGAGACCUCAACUCUUCAACUUUUUACCGGGUCCCCCCACCCCCAACCCCGUGGACAGGUAUUUUCAGGGCUCAAACCUACCGUGAUGGACUAAGUAGAGAUUUCAGAUCAUUCUUCUACAAGGACGACGGCCAGAAGACCUCCCCCUCGAGGAGUGAAAGAAACAUCACAGAGUGAAUCCCCUCCAUCAAAUCUUUUCCCGCUAUGUGAAACAGACUGCAUACCCGCUCCCUCCCUUCCUUCGUCGCCCCUGUCACGCGCUCGCUCCUGCCUCCCCUGCUCUGGGCUGCGGCAGCACAGAAUCCAACCUCCCGGCAGUAGGUCCAUGGAUGGAACUUCAGGGCCGGCCUGCCCGAGCCAGCCCCUGCCAGCCCCUGCUGUGCUCUGGCCAUGUGACGUGCCGCCACCACCACCCACCACCCACGGCAGCUUCCAGGCCCCGCUCCUUGCAAGAGGCCUAGCUCCAAGCAAGCUUAACAUAAGGCGUGUUCUGGGUUUCUGGCCCCCAUUUCAGCGUCUCUGUUGUUCCCGCUCUUAACUCACCGCCGCUUCAUCGGCAGCAGGGUCAGACCCGCCAUCUGCACUCCAGCUCGCCGAUAAACCGGUGUGUGAAGGACUUCCAGCUGAACCAGACUGGUUCUCCUCAGGGCAGAACCAUCAGUGGAGCUCGGACAAACUUGAGAAAGUACUGUGUUUGGGUGUCACUCUUUUAUAUAAAGUUGGAGAGUCAGCAUCAGUGGUAAGGUAUUUAUUAAGUAUUUCUCUAAUCAGAACAGCUUUAUGCUAAGCCAUUUGCAUCCAGGAUCGGUUCACUGUUGAGCCGUAAUGACACACCACUAGUCAGCUGAGUCCAUGAAUUUCUAUAGUUUUCAUGAAACUUACUUUAAAAGUAAAGAACUUACUGUCGGGCUUUCCUUGUCCUUGUGGCCCUGUGAAAGAGGGAUGCUGAAAGAGGGAGGCGCACACAGAUGGCGGUAGCACACGGCAGGCGGCCCGUUCCAACUGGCCAAGGAUCCUCAGUGCAUUUGAAGGUCCUCGGGUAUAUUCUGAGGCUCCUUUGUGGCCAGCCUACUCGUCAUAAGCAGUGGCAGGUUUUGUUUAUUUUUAAUUUCUGUUACAAGCAGGAAUAACUAGCCUUAAUGUCAGAACAUCAGAAAAAAAAACCCCAAAUAAUUGUGUGUGUGUGUGUGUGUGUUUUGCCUGUUUUUUGUUUUCAUUAAAACCAAAAGCACCUUCCCACAGCUGUAUCUGCCAUUCGUACUAAGCGAGGAGAGGAUAUAGGGCCAGAAGCAUUCCUGGCAGAUCUGGAGGCCUAUUUGAGGCAGGUAACUCCCCACAAGAUGCUGGGGAGCUUGGGUCUUCAGACCGAGCUUUACUCUGGAACACGCUGUCCUUCGGGAUGUCGUGUUUCCGCGGACCUGUUUUACUUCUGUGUCAAACGUAUGAGCCAUUGUCAUGUUCAGCCAACGCCACCAUCUAUCCUUCUGAUGUGUGUAAUCACACAGACCCAAUUCUGGUUUUAAGUUAACCAACUACCCUUAAAAUAUCUUGAAACUGAAUGUUUUUAGAAGUUUUGUGGGGUUUUUUUUCCAGGUUGGUACAGCCAAGGCAUCCUGUUGAGUGGACAGGAGUGAACGCUUCCUAAAAGCAGCUUGUGUAGACUGCAUGCCCAUUUGACUUGAUUUGUCUUUUUGUUUGCUUUGGUAAGUGAGAGACCAGAGCACCACCCUGCAAUUCGGUGCAGCGCCGGGGGUCAGCCGCGGCGCCUCGGGCUUUCAGCCACCUCCCUGGCGCCUGCGAGAUAGUUUGGCUGCUCUGCUUGGUACAGCUUGUGGAGCAGAGAGGUUGGCAACCUUUCAGUGACCACAGCCACCCUAACUUGCGUCCUGGGCUCAUGGCCGUCACUUAGUGACCGUGAAUAUUUUGUGGGUUUUCAAAUGACAGGUUGAUUCCCUCUCAGCACAGAAGCGUGUCCCUGAUAGGAAAAGUAUCAGAAUCUGGACGUGUUCUGUAUCACUUGCUUUGGAAAAGAGGCCUUUUUUUUUUUUUUUUAAGUUGCAUAUUACAUAUGAAAGUAAGAGUGUGACAGAACAGAGAGAAAGAGAAAACCAGAGCAUCACUCUGGCACAUGGGACACAGGAGAUAAAACCAGGAGCCCCGGGCACGAGACAGGCUCUGCCAGCUAAGCUGUUUAUUGCCUCACUGCCACUUGGCCUUUUUUUUCCUUUUUUUUUUUAAUAAAAUUCUUCAGAAGCCAAUGCAAAACAUCUUGAGAGACGAGCUGCCGUUCACGUCCAAAUAUCCGGCAUUGCCCUUGAGCGCAGAUGCAGGAUGGCAGCCACUAUGUCUCUCCAGCCUGUCAAAGAGGAAGAUCCUACUUUUGAGACAGAUCUGAAAAGAAGGUGAAUUUUUUUUUUGCACUUUUGAUACUCUUAUGAACAAAUAACUUAUUUAGCAAAUGGUGUCAUUUUUUUAAUGUUUUUGUUUUGUAUUGUGAUCAGGCACUGAAGCUGAUGUUGUUUUAAGACUAUUACAGACUGGAAACAAAUAAACUAUUUUACUGUGUGA
Messenger RNA from Erinaceus europaeus (western European hedgehog), 5037 nucleotides. RefSeq names its product DnaJ heat shock protein family (Hsp40) member C16 (gene DNAJC16). The coding region runs from base 115 to 2460 and encodes 781 amino acids. Lineage: Eukaryota; Metazoa; Chordata; Mammalia; Eulipotyphla; Erinaceidae. The transcript is spliced from 16 exons. The record is from RefSeq and is a predicted model, not a curated record.